UAGUGGUAUAUUUAGAAAAUCAAUUUGCGGUCACGCUUCUUGACGAGUGCAUCAAAUGUAAAAAAUAAACAAGUGCAAAUUAUUUUGAAAUUUGCCAAUGAAUCCAAGCAUUACAAUUGAACGUAAACGCGUUGACUGCAACGCAUUACCCAAAGGUUGGCAACGCGAAGAAAUACACCGCAAAUCGGGCUGCAACACGGGCGUUGAUGUUUUCUACUACAGUCCCACAGGAAAACGAAUUGAAAGCAAACCACAAUUAGCACGGCAAUUGGGCGCCGAGAUGUUUGACAUUAGCAACUUUGAUUUCCAAACCGGCAAAAUGCAGUUGCAUCGCCAGAUGCCAUCGCCAUCGAUAUCGCUCUACCGCUGCAAUGCUCAAGGUGCCAUCAUUAGCAACGCUGUAGCAGCUGGCAAUGCUGCGAACGCACUGAAGCGUAAAUUUAGUCGAGCUCAAGCUCAACAAAACACAAACAGCAACAGCGGCAACAGUAUCAACAUCAACACGGGCAACAUUGUCACGUCGAUAUCGUCGUCAGCAGGAAACGCUUCUUCUUCAGUAACAUCGACGACAACUGCAGUGACGGCAGCUAAUCUUCGACAGCAGCAGCAACAACAGCAGCAACAGCAACAACAAUUUGAAUUCAGUCGCGCUCUGCGCACAGAUGUCUCCUUGGUGCCGCCGAUUCGACAGACCGCCUCCAUAUUUAAACAGCCGGUAACUGUGGUGCGCAAUCAUGAGCCCAACAAGGUCAAACAUGACGCCAAACAUGGUGGCCAGGAGAAACCCAAACAACUAUUCUGGGAGAAGCGUUUGGAACGAUUGCGUGCCUGCCAUGACAACGGCGAAGAACUGGACGACAUCUCAUUGCCCAAAACUAUACGAACUGUCGGUCCCAACGUAAAUGAACAGACGGUGCUGCAAUCGGUCGCCACAGCACUGCAUAUGCUCAAUGCUGGCGUGCACGGCCAGAGCUCGACAAAGGCGGAACUGACGAAGAAUGCUAUGGCAUUCAUGAAUCCCGAACAACCUUUAAUGCAUGCGGUUAUCAUUUCUGAGGACGACAUACGCAAGCAGGAAGAUCGCGUUGGUUUGGCUCGACGAAAGCUGCAAGAUGCGUUGAAGACAUGAAUUCAGAAUACAAAUUCCAUUAUGGCUAACACACAUAUUUCAUAAUUUGUACUAUUAUUAACUCAUUUCCGUAGUAAAAUGAGGUUUUCUUUUCCUCUGCCAAUUGAUGUGAAAAUUUUUAACAAUAAGCAUAGAUUUUUAAUAAAUA
This is a messenger RNA of Drosophila albomicans, 1277 nucleotides long. It is a transcript of the gene MBD-like, whose product is annotated as methyl-CpG-binding domain protein 3. Lineage: Eukaryota; Metazoa; Arthropoda; Insecta; Diptera; Drosophilidae. The record is from RefSeq and is a predicted model, not a curated record. The coding region runs from base 98 to 1129 and encodes 343 amino acids. Gene Ontology annotation, molecular function: DNA binding. The transcript has 3 exons.